AUGAGCAUAAGUGAAGCAAAUGGGGAAUCUUUGUCAAGAUCAACUGAUGACAGUGACUUGGAGUGGAGAAAAGAGAAUGAGAUUUCAUAUGAUGAUGAGGAUAGUUCUGACUUAGACAAAUAUUGUGAUGAAUCUGACACAGAAGAAUGGUUUGGAGAGCACUAUGACAGUGAUGAAGCCGAGCAUAAGAAUUUUAAAAGACUAUCAAGGAAUGAAAAUUUUGUUGAUCCUAAUAGUAAGCUGCCAAGACCAAAAAAUGAGAACAUAUAUGAGAAUGGAAAAAUAGUCCUUAGGCAAUGGCAAAGAUUCAAAGAUCACAAGGUUUUUGGGGCAGUAUUGAAAGAUUUUGCCAUUCAAGAAGGUUUUGAGCUACGUAAAGUGAAGCAUGCUUCUAGUAGAAUCACCUCAGUUUGUAGAGCUGAAGGAUGCAAAUGGCGAAUUCAUGCUUCCUUAUCACCAGAUGAAAGAGAGUUUAUAAUCAAAAUCUACAAUCCAGAUCACAAUUGUCAAUGUGUUGUGAAAAAUAGGAUAGCUACAUCAGGGUGGAUUGCCAAAAAGCUUAGUAGUACCUUAGCUAAAACACCUGAUAUGAAUUUACAAAGAAUGAGGCUAGAGUUGAAAGAUCAGUUUGGAAUUGAAGCUACAAAUAGACAACUUUGGAAAGCAAGGCAGAAGGCCAGAGAACAUGGUGGCUUAAAUUAUGCUCACUUAUAUGGUAAUUUGAGACGUUAUGCUGCUAUGAUUUACAAAACUAACCCUGGGAGUGCUGCUAUUAUACAAAGCGUCAAAACUGGUUUCUUAACAGCGUGUAGACCAUUUUUUGGGUUAGAUGGUUGUCAUCUAAAAGGGCCAUACAAGGGUAUCCUACUGGCUGCAGUGGGGCUUGAUGCCAAUCUUCACUUUUAUCCAAUUGCUUAUGCAAUUGUGGAAGCUCAGAAUAACUCUAGUUGGAAAUGGUUUUUAGACUUUCUAAGAAACGAAAUUGGGAUACUCAUAGAGGCCAACCAUGGUGGUUUAAUUGAGGUUGUGACAAACAUCCCGGGUGCUGGGCAUCGUUUUUGUUGUUUUCAUUUAGAAAAUAACAUGGUAAAAAAGUUUGGCACAUCACACCUUCAAGGUCUCUUUUGGGCAGCAGCUGAGACAGCCAAUUUUGAGAAUUUUAAGAUAAUAAUAGAGCGAAUUAAAGAAUUCAACCAAGAGGCACAUGACUGGCUAAGCAAUAUUGACUUCAAGCAUUGGACAAUGAGCAAGUUUGAUCCAAAUGUGAAGGUAGAACAUCUCACAAAUAAUUUUGUUGAGUCAUUCAACGAUUGGAUAGAAGAUCAUCGAUACAAGGCCCCAAUUGAGUUGUUGGAAGGUAUAAGAAUGCAACAGACAGCCAUGAUGUAUGCAAGAGAAGUAACAGCUGACAGAUGGGAGCAUAAGCUCACUCCAAAAGUCCAUCUUAAGUGGCAAGUGAGAGGAAUACCAUGUAUCCAUGCGAUUGCUUGCAUAACUACCAUUAGGGCUGACAUAGCCAAUUAUUGCUCCCCAUACUUCACUACUGAAAUGUGGAGGAAAACAUUUGAGCAAGUUAUUCAUCCAAUUCCUGAUGAAUCGAUGUGGCCUCAAUUCAAUGAUGUGAAAAAACCACCAGGAAGAUCUAAAAAGCAUCGUAGAAGAAGAGUUGCAGGAGAGGAGAGACCCUUGCCACCUACUUCAAGGAAACAACCAACUAGGAAAGGUGUUUCUAGCACUAAAAAGUGUAGCAACUGCCAUGAAUUUGGCCACAAUAGCAGGUCAUGUUAG
Cannabis sativa is the source of this 1788-nucleotide messenger RNA. RefSeq lists its product as uncharacterized. Lineage: Eukaryota; Viridiplantae; Streptophyta; Magnoliopsida; Rosales; Cannabaceae. The record is from RefSeq and is a predicted model, not a curated record. The coding region runs from base 1 to 1788 and encodes 595 amino acids. The transcript is spliced from 4 exons.